UCUCUCUCUCUCUCUCUCUCUCUCUCUCUCAUCAUCUCAUCUCAUCUCAUCACACAAUACUCAUUAAAAAUGGCAAAUGCUUUGAAGGGCAAUGUGAUGCUCUCAUCCCUUGUCUCCUUACGAAGAACCACAACAACCCAUUGCUCCCUUCUUCCCAAAGCCACCCGUUUCGGUUCCAAGUUCCCUUUUUUCUCACUCUCAUCAUCUUCAUCCGCAAAAACUCCAUCUGGGUUUCCUUCAUUCUGCACACUUUCUUCUUCCUCCACAGAGGAGGCAGUGACGGAGGUCACACCAGCUGGCGGCAAUGGUGAAACCGAGAAGAGUGUCAGUGUUAAGGAUUCGGCGGCGCUGCUUGACAUAAGGGUUGGUCAAAUUCUGAGAGCAUGGAAACACGAAGAGGCUGAUUCUCUUUAUGUGGAAGAGGUUGAUAUUGGUGAGCCUGAACCCAGAAUCAUAUGCAGUGGCCUUGUCAACUACAUCCCUCUUGAACAUCUUCAGGGCAAAAAGGUCAUUGUUCUUUCCAAUCUGAAGGCAAGGAAUAUGCGUGGUGUAAAGUCUAGUGGAAUGUUGAUGGCCGCUUCUGAUGCAAAGCAUGAGAAUGUUGAACUUCUAUUCCCUCCUGAGGAAGCAACCCCUGGUGAAAGAAUAUGGUUUGGGUCAGAAGAUGAAAAGGAUAAUCAACCUGCUGCUGCUGCUCCGAAUCAGAUACAAAAGAAAAAGAUAUGGGAAUUGGUGCAGCCUCAUCUGAAGACAGAUGCUUCUUGUACUGCAUUGCUAGGAGGGGUGCAUGUCAUGCGUACAUCUCUAGGUUCAGUGGCAUGCCAGUCAUUGCAGAAUGCAAAUAUCUCCUGAUGAACAACCAGAGCACAUGUUUGGAAUUCCUUGUAGAUUGAUUCUAAAGCCAGAAUCAAUUCUAGGGAGAAGCUUCAGCGAGUAGCUUCUAGGUGCCAGAAUUGAUUCUAGGGAAAUAGAAUUUGAUCCGAAAAUGCUAUGAAUUUCUUGCUCUACAUAGCCAUACUGGCACUGUCUAUCCAUAUGCUAUUUUUUCUUCUUCAUAAUGUAAUUUUUGGUAGUGUGUGAAAAAUUGUUUUACAUGUAGUCAAUUUUGUUUAA
This is a messenger RNA of Lotus japonicus, 1113 nucleotides long. RefSeq lists its product as uncharacterized. Bases 70 to 852 code for a protein of 260 amino acids. Gene Ontology annotation, molecular function: tRNA binding. The transcript has 3 exons. The record is from RefSeq and is a predicted model, not a curated record. Lineage: Eukaryota; Viridiplantae; Streptophyta; Magnoliopsida; Fabales; Fabaceae.